Molecule: messenger RNA, 546 nt
Organism: Colletotrichum abscissum
Lineage: Eukaryota; Fungi; Ascomycota; Sordariomycetes; Glomerellales; Glomerellaceae
Exons: 1
Coding region: 1-546 (181 amino acids)
Source: RefSeq, a predicted model, not a curated record
AUGUCAGUCGAGUUCUAUGUCAUCAGUCGCGAACCGACGCCGUCCACGCCCUCUCACUGGACACAGCCCACCCAUCUCGUUUUCCUUUGCUUUCUUUUUGCGCGCUCAUCUUUGCUGCACGUAAUCAAGAGGGACGUGUUGGGGGAGAUGGAAGGGGCACGCCAAUUAUGCCUCGGCCGAAACGAACCCUUCUUUCUCUGCCUUUACCCUUUUCUGCCGCCUUUCCUGGGCUUCCUCUACCCGUACGGAGUUAUGUACUCUCCAGGGCAGGUUGUAUUAGCUCCAAGAAGUUGCAGCAUCCUCCCCCUGCCCAUCACAUAUCCUCAAUCUCUGCCCGCCUCCGCCGCCCGUCAACCCCCCACCUCGAUGAGCAAAAAUUUUUGUCCAACAAUGUUACGAUUUGGGCAUGAGCUGCCCCGAUUCCAUCCAUUGAGGAAGAAUCAAACGCUAUGCAGAUACGUCGCCCCUCCCCUCAUUCCCCAUCCGCGGACCGCAGCACCGCAGGUAUCGCACGUCAGUUCCUCGAGGAGGAGUCCACAGCCUUAG